GGAAACUUGCAUUCUGCAGCACCCUCGCUUCAUAUUGCAAACAAAAAGUUGGCCGCAAACACGUAUAUUCACGUUGUAUUGGUAUUGAAGAUGUCUCUUUCGAUAUUUGCUUCCUUAAAACACUAUCUUGUGUUCCUCCUAUGAGCCAUAUCUAAUCCAUUUCUAUCUAGGUCCACUCCAACACUCAAUAUUACCUGACACACUCAUAUAUUGUUAGCAAACAUACCGAUUUCUCUUCAUUACUUGGUCAUUUAAUCAUCUACCAACUCACUCCCAUCAUAUCAUUUUCAACUGAAAUUAUAUCAAUAAUGUCCGAGCAGACCACCCCACCUUCUCCUAACAAAAUCGACUUCAUCGACACUCCUCCCAACUCCCCAUGUGGUCACGAAGCCGUUAUUUCGGGUGUCUCUCCCCUCGUAGUCGGAAUUUCGAACCCCGAGAAAUUCAAGAGGAAAGUGGCGCUGAUCUUUGCGUCGCUUUACGAUGAAGAGCCUACUUCUAAGUACAAGGCAGAGCCUAAGAAGACGGUUGGACUCGCUUCCCCACUAUGGAAAGAUCCAACUCUUGAGCUCAUUCCUGUGAAUGAACAGAAAGCUGCAGACAGCAGGGAAGCAUUCCAAAAUUCAGAAGUUGAUCUACUUGAAGUGAUCGACGAGCAUCCCAAAAAGGAUUUGCCCCAAUCGCUGGAGCCUACAGCGACUGAAUCACCCGAGAAAGCCGCAGAGGUCAUGUUAAUGGCUAUUACAGAACCAGGACUCACUGAAGCAAUGACCUCUCCUUCAACCAAUCCUGAUACGGGCCUUACAGUAUUAGUUGAUCCAACCGAAUCCAUCCAUAGCGCCAACUACACUUCUGUGACUGAAGUCUCGCAAAUGGAACACGCACCUAACACCAUCAAAGGGGAAGCCGAGAAGAUUAAAAUCCGUCACGAAUGGACUGGAACAUGUCAAUUUGACCUUAUCACAGAAAAAUCUAUUGGACUUCAGAAAGAGAAUUUGCUCAACGGUCUCAUUCUCUACCGCAAAGCACUUGUUCAUGACAUGACCAUUGCGCCCCAUGAUCCCUUCAUCUACAUUGAUCUUGCUAAUCUAGACUCCACACUUGCCUUCAAAGACACUUCAUCCCAUUACGCGUAUCGCGCUCUUAUUCUUAUCAAGGCUGGGCUUCAAACCGUCACUCCUCAACAAUCCGAGCUCUCUCGCUUAGUAUACACAGCUGUUGCAACUCGGCUUUACACGAGCUCGACGGUAAUAAUUAUUGACGAACUACAAUCGAUGUGUCUUCGAGCUUAUCGUUGUUUGGUCCAAGGAUUAAUGCAUUGUGCGGCAUUUUGGGAUGGCUUGACGGUUGUCAAACUUGGCCUGGAGGAUUUUCCUAACGAUUUCGAAUUACUCGAUCUGCAAUCAUUGUUGCUUGAAUCUUUCCAGAAUAGACAUGAGGAGACAGUGGAAGACGCCAAGAAUGCGUCAGUCGUCAAUAUCAUUGCAAGUAGUCGACCAGGAUUAAUUUAUCAGAAGAAAUACCCGUGGAUGGCCCCAAAGCUCUUUGUUCGAACACCCCGUUUGGUCAGACAAGUCAACUCUACAUUCAACUCUCUCAAUGCAGAAGUCCGACCUGUGGAUUUCGGAUCUCCAGGUAUAGCAUCCAAAUCCAAAUCACUUUCUGAUCUUCCUAAGAACGCAGACGUUGGGCCCCUGGGUAUUUUUGCCACACGUGAUAUCGAAGAAGGAGAAUCAGUCUUAGUCGAUAAGUCAUAUGCAUGCGUUUCAAAUAUCCCACCUUCGACUGGACAAUUUUGCGACGCAUGUCAUGCUCAUCUUGCUCCCCCUUUCGUACAACCAAUCCAGAUCUGUCGACCAUCAUGCGGAUGUAACAUAUCAUUCUGCUCCAAAGGCUGUCAUGAUCUCGCCAUCGGAAGUUAUCACAAGAUUCAGUGUGGUAUCGAUUUUUCUUGGCUCUACAAUACUGGCAUGUAUCAGAGUGAAUGGGACCCUAGGAUGUUUUUGCGCGUAAUGUGUAUCGUUCUAAGCACACCUGGCUGGUCGAAAGAUUCGAGCCCACAGAAGAACCCUUUGCAGCAUCCACUACUGGCAAGGCUGACAGCUAAUUACGCCAGUGAUGACGAACAAGCCAUUCAUAGCCAGAAUUGGUGCUACCAGGAAAACAUAGUCGCACCCACCCGUAUUCUCUGUGAUCUCGGUAUUAACAUUUUCUCACCAGUCAAAAAGAUACAUGAAGGAAAAACCAAGUUUCUGGCAAACAUCUGGACUCCGGAGCUGAUCCAGACAAUGUACUGGCGCAUGUUGAACAACGCUAAUAGUAGCUCAAUUGACAUUCCUGGUCUUCAACUGGAUGAAUCAUUCCGUUCCAUACGUACACCCCAAUCGGGACCUGUAAUAUCGCAUUUGAUCGUAGUCAGUCCCAGCUAUUCGUUCUUCAACCAUAGUUGCAGACAGAACGUGAUCUGGAGAGGCACAUGUUCAAACGGAGCUGAAGACAUAUCAGCACUUGUGGCUGGGGAUGGACCAAACCAAGAGGUGCUUAAACCUGGAAGUAGUAGUGUGAGUUGCAGGGCCAUGAGAGAUAUUAAGGCAGGCGAAGAGUUGACGAUCAGCUACGUGGGUGAUUGUAUGGGGGGUUACAGUCCCGAGGAGAUUGAAAAACAGCCCAAGUUAGCUAUGGGACAAUUAGCAGAUGGGGCCAUAAGUCAUAAAAGAAUGGCUGUUCGUAUGAGCUUGACAAAGUGGUUCAGUGAUGCUGGGUGUGGCUGUGGACAAUGUGCCGAGGAAAAUGACUCGGGAAGAAUGCCAAAGAUGGUAAGGGUUUGAUGAGGAACAGGAUAUCGGAAGGAAUUGCUUAUGGGGGAGUUACUAAUGGGAAUUUAUUACUUAUGGGA
Messenger RNA from Botrytis cinerea B05.10, 2896 nucleotides. RefSeq lists its product as hypothetical. Bases 309 to 2828 code for a protein of 839 amino acids. Gene Ontology annotation, molecular function: protein binding. Gene Ontology annotation, cellular component: nucleus. The transcript is spliced from 2 exons. The record is from RefSeq and is a predicted model, not a curated record. Lineage: Eukaryota; Fungi; Ascomycota; Leotiomycetes; Helotiales; Sclerotiniaceae.